CCGGAAGCCAACGCCGAGGUCACGACGCGAGCCUGCCACGCACAGCUGCUCGGGCCCAGGCGGUCUCGGCUCGAGCGGGGGCUCUCGGCGAGGGCCCGGCCAGGCCAGCGCCGACGUGGUCCUGCAGCGCCCACCCUCUCUCUCCGUGCCCGCUCCGCCUCGCCAGACGCAGGGGCGGCGGAGCCCCCGGGCGGCGACGCCGCGCGGCGGCGGCAAGGGGCCGGCCAGCCCGAGAGCUCCCCGCCGAGGCGGGGGGACAGAUCGGCGGUCUUGCCUCGUUGCAGCUCAGGCGGCGUUGGCGGCGGCGGCAAGGAUGCCCGAGCCGGGCCGGCCGAGCACGGCGGGCCUGCGCGCCGAGCUGGAGGAGCUCCGCCGCGGCCUCGAGGCGCUGCGGCGGGAGGUGGCCACGCUCCAGGCGGCCGGCGCGGAGCCGGCGCCGUGGCCAGACCGCCUCGAGGUCGCGCACGCGUUCCGCGGGCCGGUGUUGCUCUUCCUCCAGAGAAGGCGGCGGAGCUCGGGCCUGCGGAGCGCCCUGCGCCUGCAGCACCUCCGCAGGGCGCGGCGCCCCUCGCGCGGGCAGCUGCUGGGCCACCUCCCGCGGUUCCCGCCGCCGCCGCUCCGACUCUUGUGGGCCGUGCGAGCGCCCUGCGCGGGGAGGAGGAGAGGUCCCCGAGGAGGUCACCGCCCGGGUGCUGGACGCGGGGGAGAUGUACCCGUGCUCUUCCUCGCUGUGGGACGCUGCCGUGUUCGUGGGCCACCCGUGCCUGGGCGCUGGCGUCUCCGUGAUGCUGACGUUCGUCUUCGUGCUGAAUUUCGCCGUCCAGGUCACGUUCUGCAGGAUCGUGGGGAGCUACAUGCUUGGGGACGGCUUGGACGACAGCUACCUAGACAGCCUGCUGGGGUUCCGCCUCGGCAUUGCCCAUCAGGCCAGCUUCGCCGAUAUGGUCGGUCAUCGGUCGCUGGCUCGCAUGGUGUGCGACAUGGAUCCGACGCUGCAUACAGCGGCGGCGCAGACGUCAUUCCUGUUCAGCUACGAGGGCUUCCUGGGCGGUGAUGGAUAUGGUGGGCCCGUUUUGAUGACGCUGGCGCAGUUGCUCUGGAUAGCCCUCAUCAUGAGUGAGCUGAGGUCUGUUUUUGACCAAUGGUGGGCCCUUCUGUCCAUGUCUCGUGGCCCGCACACGCUCGUGUUGAUGAGUGGCUUGCGCGUGGGGGACGAUGGGGGACCGCCGUCUCGCAGUGACCUGAAGUAUUUAGAGAGGCGGUCCGUGACUGUACGGCUGGUGAGGCUGAGCACGGCCCGCUUGUCAGGCGUUUUCUUUGGGGUCAUCCUCCCCCGACUGUUUGUGGCAGGCCUGCUUGCGAUUAUCGGCGUUCGGUUUCUGGGCAAGACCAACAGGAUGGAGGACCUGGUGCUGAAUGCAGUGGCGCUAUCAUUCAUAAUGGAUAUCGACGAGGAUUUCUUCAAAACUCUGUUGCCUCGCCGGGUGCAGACACUCGUUGCGAAUUUGGAGCCCCUUCCCCUGAACGAGGCGAGGGUCGCCAGAAGGUUUCCCAGCCUCGGGCCCGCCCUGACGGUGAUUGUCAUUCUCGGGGGCCUCGCGGCCACAGGACUGCUGGUGCUGGUCCCGUUUUAUUCCAAGCUGCACCAGGCGAAAGAUAUCCUCUGCUCUGGAGACAUCGACUUCAUCUUUUCCAGCAACGCUGCGAGCGGCGUUGUCCACGUCACCCGGUCGGUCAACCGUACAGGUAUCACAGAGACCGAGCGCAUGAUCCUGGAAGUAGCCCGUCCCACUCUCCUGUCAGACGGAUACUGGAGCGUGGCCCCCGAGCUAGUAGCGCUGUCGCACUCGGAGCAAGCGAGGGUUGCCGUUGAGCCGAACGCGUCCUCUCUGGACGAUGUUGGCUUCCACGAGCACUCCUUCCAGAAGGUGGCCCUCAUCGGUGAGUCCACGGUGGCAGAGGCGGCUGACACUCUUCCCUGCAAGGAUUUCGCGACGGGCCAGACCUUCUGGGCGAUGCAAGCGUCGCUGAGGCAACUCACCGGCGACAGCACCGUUGGCACGUGCGCCGAUGCCUCGAAGCUCGACCUCUGCGGCAAGCCGGAGUCCACGCAGCUCCGGGCCCUGUGCCCCUUCCAGUGCGGCUGUAUGAUCGCGCUGAGCAGCACGGGCCUGUUUGGCACGCCCGCGUUUGGUUGCCCGACAUCGUGUGUCCAGUAUCGCGCUGUCUAUGACGAGAUUGUCCAAGGGUAUCCAUGCGAAGAUACUGGAGAGGGGAACUUCAGUGCCGUGACGGACUACAUGCCAAACACGUACGAAGUCAGUCUGACGAUAGGCACGCGUUAUGGCUUGUAUCGGUACUCGGACUUUCGAUCUUACUACCUUGCUUAUGUCCGCGGCCUCCAGGAGUAUAUCCUGCGCAGCGCGAUCGUAUUGCAGGGUGUCCAGCGCAACAUUGAAAGUCUGGUGAUCCUCAUGAGCGUGCCUCAAGUGUGGGAGGGCUCGGCCGUGGUUCCUUUCUCGGCGCUGGAGAUGUACUCGCACGUGAUCGGCGGUGGGUUCUUCGAGGAGCUUGCCGCGGGGAACUGGACCCUCCUGCCUGGCAUUCCACAUCCGCGGGGCCUCCGGGGAUGCGACUACCUGGCGUCGUACGAGGUCAGCCUGGUGCUCAACGUGGCGCUGUGUGAAGAGGGGGUCACCUCCUCUAUCCGCCCAUGGUGCCCCAGGGCGUGCCAGUGCCAGAGCGGCAUGCCAGGGUGCCCGGCUGCUUGCGAGCAGGCAUUCGCCAUUACUGACGCAGGCUGAUCUAACCAGGGAGUCCGUGACGCUCCUCCUCCUCCUCCUCCUCCUCCUCCUCCUCCUCCUCCUCCUCCUCACCGCUCCAGGGGUCUUGGUACAAGCACUUCCUCCAGGAGCUGUCUCUUGACGUCUGCUCCUCGCUUUGGGUCUUGAGCGGCCGCGACAGAGGGUCGUGGAGUCUCGGCAGCGUCAUUGUCCUCGUCAUCGUCGUCGUCAUCACCAUCCCUGCUCCCUGCUCCCUUCUGCUCCCUCCUCCUCUUUCUCCUUCUGCUG
Molecule: messenger RNA, 3071 nt
Organism: Prorocentrum cordatum
Lineage: Eukaryota; Dinophyceae; Prorocentrales; Prorocentraceae
Source: the annotation of a GenBank genome assembly